ACAGUCAAUAAGAUAAUGGCAAGCAUUUCUAGCGUUCCAACACACAUGAAAGCUUGGGCCUAUUCUGAAUACGGGAACAUAGUAGAGAUUCUCAAAUUUGAUACUAACAUACCUAUACCAGAUAUCAAUGAAGAUCAAGUGCUCAUCAAGGUUGUGGCUGCAGCCCUUAAUCCUGUAGAUUGUAAGAGAGCUCAGGGGUAUUUCAAGAACACUGACUCUCCCUUACCUACUGUACCAGGGUAUGAUGUUGCUGGCGUGGUGGUGAGAGUGGGAAUUCAAGUGAGAAAAUUCAAGGUUGGGGAUGAAGUUUAUGGUGAUAUCGUUGAUCAUGAUGGUGUGAAUAAACUAAGGUCCAUUGGGUCUUUGGCAGAGUAUACUGUGGCUGAAGAGAAACUAUUGGCUCACAAACCCUCCAACUUGAGCUUUAUUGAAGCUGCUGGCCUUCCUUUAGCCAUACUCACUGCUUAUCAAGCACUUGAAAUAGUUGAACUUUCUGCUGGUCAAUCUGUACUUGUUCUAGGAGGUGCUGGUGGAGUUGGUACCCUUGUUAUUCAGCUGGCCAAGCACCUUUUUGGGGCAUCUAAGGUUGCAGCUACUGCUAGUACUCCGAAACUGGAUUUGUUGAGGAGCUUGGGAGCAGACUUUCCUAUUGAUUAUACAAAGGAGAACUUUGAAGAACUUCCAGAAAAGUUUGAUGUAGUGUACGAUGCUGUAGGAGAGAGUGACAAAGCAUUGAAGGGUGUUAAAGAAGGGGGCAAAGUUGUGACAAUAGAACCACCUGCAACUCCACCAGCCAUAAUGUACUCUCUCAUUUCAGAUGGAGCUUCGUUGGAGAAACUACAGCCCUACUUAGAAAGUGGGAAGAUGAAAGCAAUAUUGGAUCCAAAGGGUCCCUUUCCGUUUUCUAAAACUGUGGAAGCAUUUGCACACUUGAAGACUAAGAGAGCCAUUGGAAAAAUAGUCAUACAUCCCAUCCCAUAAGCAUACAAGUGUACACAUACACACAUAUAUAUAUAUAGUGUACAGAUACA
Messenger RNA from Cajanus cajan (pigeon pea), 1031 nucleotides. Its product is annotated as 2-methylene-furan-3-one reductase. NCBI's taxonomy places the organism in Eukaryota, Viridiplantae, Streptophyta, Magnoliopsida, Fabales, Fabaceae. The record is from RefSeq and is a predicted model, not a curated record. Gene Ontology annotation, molecular function: zinc ion binding; oxidoreductase activity, acting on the CH-CH group of donors, NAD or NADP as acceptor.